This is a messenger RNA of Rotaria sordida, 201 nucleotides long. The record is from the annotation of a GenBank genome assembly. Lineage: Eukaryota; Metazoa; Rotifera; Eurotatoria; Philodinida; Philodinidae.
AUGAGUUCAGCACAAAAAGAUACAAAGACAGUGCAAGCAGCUGUUAUCGCUAAUGCUCAUAUAAGUGGUCAAGAGACACCAGAUAGUGAUCCACGCAAGAGAGCCGAUAGAGAAAAUGAAGGUCGACUUUCAGGAGAUCAAUUUACAAUUGCUGAAACUCCUGUUUUUCAUAUCAAUCCAACAGUUGGAACUAAGAAAUGA